This is a messenger RNA of Culicoides brevitarsis, 797 nucleotides long. RefSeq names its product MIP18 family protein galla-1 (gene galla-1). The coding region runs from base 98 to 589 and encodes 163 amino acids. The transcript is spliced from 4 exons. NCBI's taxonomy places the organism in Eukaryota, Metazoa, Arthropoda, Insecta, Diptera, Ceratopogonidae. The record is from RefSeq and is a predicted model, not a curated record.
GUAUGCCGCAAUCAGCUGAUAAAAAUAAAAACAUAACAUCGCAUAUUGUUUAAAAGACUGUGAAAAAGUCGCAAGUUUUAAUGAAUUAUCGGUGAUAAUGUUGUCGUUUUUUAAGAAAAAGGAUACAGAUUGUGAAGAAUUAGGACAAGAAGCAUUGCCAGAAGCAGGACCUUCGUUGGAAUCUUUGGGAUACAAAAAUGAGCAAGAUUUAAAGGAAACCAUUUACGACAUUUUACGUACGGUACGUGAUCCGGAAAAGCCAACAACUUUAGAAGACUUGGAUGUGAUCAGUGAAGACUAUAUAUUUGUGGAAAAACCGACGGACAGUAAUGUGCACGUAGUACGCGUUGAAUUCAAGCCAACAAUACAGCACUGCUCGCUAGCAACUUUAAUAGGCUUGUGUUUGCGCGUCAAAAUUGAACGUAAUAUUAAUCACAAAUUAAAAUUAGAUAUUUACAUAAGAAAGGGUACGCAUAGUACCGAAGAAGAGAUAAACAAGCAAAUUAAUGAUAAAGAAAGGAUUGCCGCUGCCAUGGAAAAUCCAAACUUACGGGAGCUCGUCGAGAACUGUAUCAAGGACGAUGAAUAAAGUACCGGAUAAGUUUUUGGUAAAGAGACUUUGAAUAAUAAUAUUUUGCUGUCCAGCCCGAUAUGCGAUAAUGAUUUUUGGAGAAGGAACAGUUUCAAGCUGACUGUAUUGUAUCAGUCAUUUUUAUAUUACUUAGCAUGAAUGAGAAGAUUAAAAACAAAUUUAAUAUUAUUUAUAGCAUUUUAAUAAUAUAGAAACAAUUUUGAAA